AUGGACUCUCAGGGCGGCAGCCUCAAGGCUGGUCAUCUAUGCGUCCUCGUCCACGGACUUUGGGGCAAUCCCGAACACAUGCGCAACAUUGCAAAAUGCCUACGCGACGAGUAUUCCCGCGACCAGCUCUAUUUGCUGCUCGCCAAGCGCAACACGGGUAGCUUCACGUACGACGGCAUCGAGCGCGGCGGCGAGCGCGUGUGUGCCGAGAUUGAGGAAGAGCUGCGUAGCAUCGAGGCCGCGGGCGGUCGCAUCACCAAGCUCAGCAUCAUUGGCUACUCGCUCGGCGGGCUGGUCUCGCGGUACACGGUCGGGCUGCUGUACGCCAAGGGCAUCCUCGACCGCAUGGAGUGCAUGAACUUUUGCACAUUUGCGAGUCCGCAUCUCGGCGUGCGCACGCCCCUCCGCGGCUGGCACAACCACAUCUGGAACGUCGUCGGCGCGCGCACGCUGUCCAUGUCGGGUCAGCAGCUGUUCACGACGGACCGCUUCCGCGACACUAACCGGCCGCUGCUACAAGUCAUGGCGGACCCCAAAUCCAUCUUCAUGUCGGGCCUGCGCAAGUUUAAGCGCCACACGCUCUACGCCAACAUCACCAACGACAAGAGCGCCGUCUACUACACGACGUGCAUCCAAAAGACGGACCCGUACCGCAACCUCGACCUCAUCCGCCCCAAUUUUGUGCCCGGCCGCGGCGACGUCAUUCUCGACCCGGAGACGCCGUUCCUGCCGCGACCCAAGCUGGUGUCGACAACGUCCCCGUGGAGCACGCUGCUGGGGUACGCGAAGCGCAUCCCGCUGGCGCUGGCCAUUGCCGUGUUUGUGCCCAUUGGAGUGGCGGCGUACCUGGUCAACUCGGUGAUUCAAAACGUGCGCAGCUCACAGCGCAUCCGGCUGCACGAGCGCGGCCAGCUGGGAAUCAGCAUUGAAGAAUACCGCGUGCCGCUGCUGAUCAAGGAGCUGCGCGGCGAGGUCGAGUCGGCGUAUGAGGCGCUCAACAACUCCCAGCAGCAAGAGUACCUCAAGGACGACGACGACGACGAUGAUGACGAGGAGGGAGAGGAGGGAGCGAUGAAUACAGAAGACAGGCAGAUGCUGACGCGGGAGCGCAGGCUGUCGCAGCCGACGCAGCCGACGCUGGCGCUCGCGCCGUGCCAGUUUGACAUGGUGCGCAACCUGGACACGCUGGGAUGGCGCAAGUAUCCGGUCUGGAUCCACGAUACCGGGCACUCGCACGGGGCUAUUAUUGCGCGGAUCGAUAAGAGGAAGUAUGACGAAGGAUUCAUCGUGCUAGGGCACUAUGCAGAGGAGGAGUUUUUGCUGUAG
This is a messenger RNA of Beauveria bassiana ARSEF 2860, 1326 nucleotides long. Its product is annotated as lipase/serine esterase. The record is from RefSeq and is a predicted model, not a curated record. Gene Ontology annotation, molecular function: monoacylglycerol lipase activity. Lineage: Eukaryota; Fungi; Ascomycota; Sordariomycetes; Hypocreales; Cordycipitaceae. The coding region runs from base 1 to 1326 and encodes 441 amino acids. The transcript has 3 exons.